AUGGAACAUCACACUACAUUAAUUAAUCUUCACUCUCAGAAUCUGAAUUGGUUGUCGUCUCCACUUGCCGGUAGUUUACUUUUAUCCCUUAUAAUACCUGGAAGAAGAUUAGAAAAAUAUACGAAGCUAUACAAACAAUUGAAAGGUUUAAAGGGGUUCGAUUUAAGAAACAGGAUUUUUAUAUCACCCAAUUGUAAACUAAAACAUACUGCAUCCAAAGGUGAAGUUACAGAAUUUGAUAGAAAUGGAGCUACUGCAGUAUCAGAAUGGUUAAAUAAAUACGGAUUCAAGGAUUAUGACAUACACACAUUUUGCUCCAAAAGUGAUUAUAUGUUAAUUAAUCUUACUAAGUUUCAGAUGUCAUGGAACAGAGUAGGUGCUUGUGGUCCAAUUGUGACUGUAUACAAUAGUUUCAAUUACACAGAAGAUGUGAAAUAUGAAGCAAGGUUAAUAGAAAUUCCAUUGGAAAACAAGGAAUUCAAGUUAGUCAUACCCGUGCCAAAUGAAAUUGAUAUUUUGAAAUGUUUAGUCAAAAAAUUAAAUGACGAAGGAUUAUCAUCUGCUGUCAAAUCCAUACAACCAUUGUUUACUGCUGUGUCAGAGCUCAAAGCACCAGAAAUUGAAUAUGAAGCUAAUACUGAAUUUAGUAUAGAACAAAGGGAAUUUGAUUCGCCUUUGGUACAAAUGAAUAGAGGCAGUGUAAAAGUUAAUAAUGAAGGAAUCAUAAUUGACUGUGUUACAUGUAUACUUCCUAGUCAGUCACAUAGAGAAAAAUCAAAGCUCGAACCAGUUGGAGAGAAUGCCGUGAAACCAUUUUUAUUUUCCAUAUUAUUUAGAGAUACGGCUAUAUUUUCGGGCAGAUGUGAACUGGGAAAAUAA
Leptosia nina is the source of this 879-nucleotide messenger RNA. The record is from the annotation of a GenBank genome assembly. Lineage: Eukaryota; Metazoa; Arthropoda; Insecta; Lepidoptera; Pieridae.